AGUUUACCCUUAUUAUUUUGUCUUUCCUGGCUAAACAGAAGCAUGUCGGAGACGGCUCCGGUUGCUCCUGCUGCUCCCGCACCUGCAGAGAAGACACCUGUUAAGAAGAAGACGAAGAAAUCGGGCGCGGCCGCUGGAAAACGCAAGGCCUCCGGGCCCCCGGUGUCCGAACUCAUCACCAAGGCUGUCGCCGCCUCCAAGGAGCGCAGCGGCGUGUCUCUGGCUGCGCUCAAAAAAGCACUGGCGGCCGCCGGCUACGAUGUGGAGAAGAACAACAGCCGCAUCAAACUGGGUCUCAAAAGUCUGGUGAGCAAGGGCACCCUGGUGCAGACCAAGGGCACCGGGGCUUCCGGCUCUUUCAAGCUCAACAAGAAGGCGGCCACCGGGGAGGCCAAGCCCAGGGCGAAAAAGGCGGGCGCGGCCAAGCCCAAGAAGGCUGCUGGGGCGGCUAAGAAGCCCAAGAGAGCCACGGGUGCGGCCACUCCGAAGAAGGCUGCCAAGAAGACUCCUAAGAAAGUGAAGAAGCCGGCGGCGGCUGCUGGGACCAAGAAAGUAGCCAAGAGCCCGAAGAAGGCGAAGGCAGCCAAACCGAAGAAGCCGACUAAGAGUCCGGCCAAGGCCAAAGCCCCCAAGCCCAAGGCAGCCAAACCUAAAGCUGCCAAACCCAAGGCUACAAAGGCCAAGAAGGCGGUCUCCAAAAAGAAGUAAAUCUUAAGCGGCACCUCCUGCUUUGAAAAUCUCAAAGGCUCUUUUCAGAGCCACCCACUAAUUUCAGGUGAAAGAGCUUAACCGGACAUAAAUCCCUAAGUUUACCAACGAGUUUUGUAAUAAAGGUAAUUAAUUUUUUUAAA
Molecule: messenger RNA, 851 nt
Organism: Budorcas taxicolor (takin)
Lineage: Eukaryota; Metazoa; Chordata; Mammalia; Artiodactyla; Bovidae
Product: histone H1.3
Exons: 1
Coding region: 43-708 (221 amino acids)
Biological process (GO): nucleosome assembly
Cellular component (GO): nucleosome
Molecular function (GO): structural constituent of chromatin; DNA binding
Source: RefSeq, a predicted model, not a curated record